Erigeron canadensis is the source of this 615-nucleotide messenger RNA. RefSeq lists its product as uncharacterized. Bases 1 to 615 code for a protein of 204 amino acids. The transcript has a single exon. Lineage: Eukaryota; Viridiplantae; Streptophyta; Magnoliopsida; Asterales; Asteraceae. The record is from RefSeq and is a predicted model, not a curated record.
AUGGCACGAAUUAGUGCACUUUAUGGUAGAAAGUGUCAUUCUCCACUCGCUUGGGCGGAGAUUGGUGAAAGCCAACUCAUUAGGCCGGAAAUAGUAGUCGAAACGACAAAAGUGGUUUCUCAAAUUAAAGAGAGAUUACAAUUGGCCCGAGAGAGACAAAAGAAAUACGCCGAUGUGAGGCGUAAACUAUUGGAGUUCAAUGUUGGUGAUCAUGUGCUUUUAAAAGUCUCCCCGUGGAAAGGUGUUGUACGUUUUGUUAAGAGAGGCAAGUUUGGACCAAGAUACAUUAGACCUAAAGAGAUCAUUAAACGAGUGGGCAAAAUGGCUUACCGAUUGAAGUUACGUCAAGAACUUAGUGAUGUACAUGACGUGUUUCAUAUUUGCAACUUAAGAAAGUGUUUGGCGGAUCCUACACUACAUAUACCAAUGAACGAGAUCCAAGUGGACAAGAAGCUCAAUUUUGUGGAGGAACCGGUAGUGAUUUUAGAACGAGAGGUCAAGAAAUUGAAGAACAAACGAUACACGAUAGUCAAAGUCCGAUGGCAUGCUAGGCGUGGAGCUGAAUUCACUUGGGAGCGGGAAGAGUCUAAAUACCCGCAUUUGUUUUGUGAUUAG